AAGGAAGAACUGAAGUGCACCCAAAAUCCGUUUUUUUCAGAACAUUUAAUUUGAUACGGUAGUUAAUGAAAACUAAAUUAUUUCACAUAAUAAACAUUAGAGUCAGUGAGAUAAGAAACCCAUCAUUUCUAUCAUGCUCAAUGCUAAAGGCUAAUAACAGAAUUUGGAUAAACUAAAACCAGUAAACCAAGCGCUGUCAGUGGUGCCACGAGUCAAGGGUACGGCGUCGGAGUUAGACUGAAGGGAUGUGACUUUUGAGUCGGAUUAUUCCAACACGGAGUCGGAGUUAACUUUUAGCUUAAGGAUUUCUCGAUUUAGUAUCUCUGAGUCUGAUCUGAGAUGCCUUAAGGUUUGACUUUCAGAAAAUGGCAGGAUGUGUUGGAGUGGUGAUAUUCUUUCCUGGUGAGUCUCCGCAGUGAGAAGUUCUCUCUCUGAAUUAUGUUAUCAGACGACAGUUAAUCUCGGUAUAUUAUAUGAGAGUCGUUAUUGAAAAGGGGGUGGGAAAGGCUGCAGAUUGGAUUGUCUGAGACGAAUCCGCAAUACUCGGGUUUACCCGGAGCUUGCUGUGUGAUAGAGGAAAUUGAACAACGCCUAAUGAUAGGAGCUUUCCCCUAAGGACUUUACAUAUAAACUCCCGCUUCUAUUAUUUUUCUGUUCUUUUUAUAUAUUUUCUCUCCCCCCCCCCUCCUCUCUCUCCAUUAAAUAAAUAUAUAUGUGUGUGUGUGUGUGUUUAAAUGGUUCCCACAGAAGUACUGCAAUACUAAGGUCAUCCCUUUUCAAAGUCUGUCUUUGUUGGUAUCGUUGCCUUGUGGCUCUAUCAUUUCUUAUAACCUACCGAUUGUCCCCAUCCAGGUUGAAAACAAAACCCAGAUAUCACGUUCCUCCCACCACUGUUUGGUGACUGGGCGGGAUCCUGAUCUUAGCCAACAUGCCGAGAGACGAUCGGAUUUGUUCUAGGCUUGUUCAGCCACAAUGGAGUUCGCUGAGACGUUUUACUAACAAGACACUUGAGCUAUGACUUCAAAACUGAACAGGAAUUGUGCAGUUAAAUCUAUUUGUACCACAGGAUUCGCCUUUAUUAUUUUAUUUUUUAAAAAAAGAGAUUUGUAAUGUAUGUUUUUUUAAUUAGCGAGCCCAUCAAAGCGUUUUAAUUUCGUUGUUGUUUUUUUAACUGAUUUACCUUUCCCUUGUUAUUGGUCAAGCUCUAAUGGUUGUGUCCCUUGGCUCCAAACUGAUCAAACGGCAAGCCGGCUACGUGAAGCCUGACUACCUGUACUGCAGGUACAGACUGGAGUACUGUGAUAAAGAAUACCAGAAACAGACCAAAUCCAGGUGAAGGACAUUGGGUUAUAAAAAAUAUUUAAAACGUAUCGAUGGUCAGACAGAAAGCAAAUCUUCAACAGGGCAUCAAUAGGGCAUCAAUAGGGCAUCAAUGGGCCAUCAAUAGGGCAUCAAUAGGGCAUCAAUAGGGCAUCAAUAGGGCAUCAAUAGGACAUCAAUGGGCCAUCAAUAGGGCAUGUGUUAGUUUGGUUGGUUGGUUUUGUUGUCUUUUAUUUUUUUUUGCAUAUUCACCCAAAACUAUUGUCAUGGGGAGGGGGGUCUAUUGUCAUAGCUAUCUUACUUUUAGACUGAUUCAAUUUUGAGCUAUUAAUUCAAAUGUAAAUAACUAUUUUUAAUUGAAAAUAUUCGCACUUUGAGAAGGGUUAGAGCAAACUCACAAAUAUAAUGCUGUAGCAUUUAUUUAGUAAUGGCAGAAACAUGGCAACUUGAGCUCGACAAGAAACAAGGUUUACGUUGUCAACAGAUUCCACAACAAAAUCAACGCCUAAACUUGUUCAAGAAACUUAAUAAUAAUAAAGUUUAUUUUUAAAAAAUCACGCUUCAUCCCCAAAUGCUCAAAAGGUGUUACCAAGUCAACCGUAUUAAAAGAGAAAUGAAACAAUCUAUGCUGACUGGAAAGGCUCAAACAAGUCAAUGUGAGCAGUUGCGUGGCUAGGGUUAGUGCCGCCUGGAACAGGAAAAAAUUUUUUCCCGCCCCUUUCAAUAAAAAAAAAAAAAUCUGCAGGUGGCUUAAAGUGUCGCCCCUGCAUAGAAAAAAAAAUGUGCUGCCAGGGGCAAAGCCCACCCCCCCCCCUCGGCAACAAUUUCUACGCCACUGAGGAGAGGAGAAAACUAUAUAUGAAUAAUUUUUUUAGAGAAUUUGUUUUGGUUUCCCCGUUUCUUUGUGUGAAUAUGUUCAUAUCAUUCAUUGCAUCAAUAUGUUAAUUUCAUUCAUUGUAUCAAUAUGUUCAUGUCAUUCCUUGUAUCAAUAUGUUCACGUCAUUCCUUGUAUCAAUAUGUUCAUGUCAUUCAUUGUAUCAAUAUGUUCAUGUCAUUCCUUGUAUCAAUAUAUUCAUGUCAUUCCUUGUAUCAAUAUGUUCAUGUCAUUCAUUUUAUCAAUAUGUUCAUGUCAUUCCUUGCAUCAAUAUGUUCAUGUCAUUCCUUGUAUCAAUAUGUUCAUGUCAUUCCUUGUAUCAAUAUGUUCAUGUCAUUCUUUGUAUCAAUAUGUUCAUGUCAUUCCUUGUAUCAAUAUAUUCAUGUCAUUCCUUGUAUCAAUAUGUUCAUGUCAUUCAUUUUAUCAAUAUGUUCAUGUCAUUCCUUGUAUCAAUAUGUUCAUGUCAUUCAGUGAAUCGGCCGAGUCGCUGCUGCACUGUGUCAACAGAAUAUCUCAAACAGGUGACCCCGAGUGUGAGGAUAUCAAACACUCAAUCAAGAGGAAAGUGGAGGACAUUCUAAGAAGUAGGUAUUACAUCAUAUACAUUCUAAGAAAGAGUUAUUACAGAAUAUAUACUCCAAGAAGUAUUUAUUGUCACAUAAACCUUCCAGAAGUAAGUAGUAUUAGAAAGCAUUCAAUUAGGAAGCAGUCCACGAGUCAAAUCAGAAGCGUAAUAGAUAUUAGAGAAUAUAUAUAUUAUUGACCCCACACGUCUCUCUCUCUCUCUCUCUCUCUCUCUCCCUCUUAGAGAAAUCCAUCUAAAAAAAUAAUAGAUAUAUUUUUUUACAAAAGCCCUUUUGACCAUAGUAGAAAUUCAUCUUAAAAUAAUAGAUAUAUUUUGGAAAAGCCCCUCUGUCUUUGAGAGAAAUCCAUCGUAACAUAGUUGAUAAAUUUGGACUAAAGCUUUUCUCUAUCUGAAUUUCAGAACCUAAGCAAAAAAGGUCGAUGGCGAAGAAGGUUUAUUCUAAUGAGAUUGGUCUGGUCUGUGCUGUUACGCUUGUUCAGAUGAUGAUACUUUAGGAGCUAAUGGUCCAGAUAUGGCCAGGGUCACUUCUAACGGGCCUGUGUUGAUUUCGUUGUAGCUUGCAUAAUCCAUGUAUGAAAUGAUUAAAUUAUGAUCAUAUUAUCCAU
This is a messenger RNA of Lymnaea stagnalis (great pond snail), 3385 nucleotides long. The record is from the annotation of a GenBank genome assembly. NCBI's taxonomy places the organism in Eukaryota, Metazoa, Mollusca, Gastropoda, Lymnaeidae.